Molecule: messenger RNA, 1488 nt
Organism: Hordeum vulgare subsp. vulgare (domesticated barley)
Lineage: Eukaryota; Viridiplantae; Streptophyta; Magnoliopsida; Poales; Poaceae
Product: FCS-Like Zinc finger 10-like
Exons: 3
Coding region: 16-1290 (424 amino acids)
Source: RefSeq, a predicted model, not a curated record
CCCGCUCUGUUUUCGAUGCACUGCACGCCAAAGCGACGCCCCUACGACGCAAGCCUGCUGCUCUACUCUACUCUAGUGGUCGAGGAUGGAGUGACCAGGGUCCAGUGCAGUGCAGUGCCGUGCCGCGGCCUCGCAGGCUCCGUUUGGGAGGGGCUCGCCUCGUCGGGUUCCAGCAUUGCUCUUGCGCGCGCGCCCCCCCCCCCCCCCCCCCCCCCCCCUUUCCUCGGCAUCGCGGAGCGAGCCGAGAGCGAUCGAGGAGGAAGAAACGAGGAGGGAUUUCGGUUAAUCAUCAGAGCGCCGGGGCCGGGAGGGAGGGAAGGGAGGAUGAUGCUGAGGAGGGUGGUGUUCGACCAGGCCGCGGCGGGGGAUGCGCUCGACGGCGCCGCUGGGGGGAGGCCCCGCAGCCCGGCCUUCUUCGCCGUGCCGCGGCUGCUCGUGGGGCUCGCGGCGACCAAGCGCGGGACGCCGGACUGCGACUCUACCGCGCGCGCUUCGCUGCUUGGGUCGCCGCGGUCACCCAGGAGCUGGGACUCUCAGCGCGUCGGUCUGGGCGGCCUUGUCGACAGCCUCGCCGAGCCCGCCGCCGACGCCAAGAAUCGCCUGCUCGGGUUCCAGAUGCGCCCGACGAAGCUGCAAUGCCUCGCGAAAUCCUACACCUCCCCGCCCAAAGACUGCGGGCAUGCGCAGCCGGAGCUCGGGGAGGCGGAGGCCACCGCCGGCGCCGGGGGCAUGUCGGUUCCCUGCACUAGGUUCUACGGGGAUGUGAAGUCUGGUCCAGAGGUCAUCGUGUCCGGCGGUGCUCAGCUCCACCUGGUCGACCGUGCCAAGUUCCCUGCGUCCGGGUCGCUGCCGGUGUCGAUUGGUGGACCACGCAGGUACAUCGGGUCCGUGUCGGCGAUGGAGGUCGAACAGUCGGAGGACUACACCUGCAUCAUAGCUCACGGCUCCAAUCCGAAGACCACCCGCAUUUUCGGGGACUGCAUCUUGGAGCCCUGUCCUGUUCUCAUGCCCGACUGGGAGAGCAAGGAGAUCGAUGUGGACAAGGAAGGAGCUGAAUUGUACUGGCUGGUCGCCGACGAGGAGUCCACGCCCGGCUCCUGCUCCGCUUGCAACAAGGACCUGGAUGGCAACGGAUCUUACGUUUAUCGCGGCGAGAAUGCAUUUUGUGGUGGCAACUGCAGAAACCAAGCAGUCCUGAAUAAAGACGAAGACGAGAACAAUCCUGCAGUCUCCUCUCCCAGCUCACCUAGUUCGACUUCGCAGUUAGACGAGGAUGACAUCUUCACCUGACCAAUGCACCCUGUGCGUGCCAGGAAGAUGGCCAAUAAUGUUGUUUAGUGGUCGUUCAUCGUCGCCAUCGCCACCACCGCUGUCAUUAGUUUGCAUGUUUUUGUAAGUUAUGUUUCAGCAGUUGAGAAAUUGGGUGGAAUUGAUGGACUGGGAGCUGCAUGCCCUCUAGUUUUGGUCAUGAGGCAGUUUUGGCGAUUA